ACUGCUGGGGCAGGUGACAACCACUCAUCGUUGGCUGGCAGACGUACGGUACAGUACAAGAGCAGCGUCUCUUCUACCGCAGCGCAACGUAACAGCCGAGAAAAGUCCGCGACUUCAAGGAUUUAUUUCAGACUGAAAGACUAUCUUCGGUGGGACUUUUUAAUCUUAAAAAUCAGCGACAGAGGACAAUGUUUCUCCUGCAGUACACCGCGAUGGAACAAAGUCUUCCCCACUCUCCAGAAUGUGAUGGGCGACAUCCUGGCAUCCAUCACUGGCUCAGCGCUCUGCCCUUUGACCCCACGGCCAGCAACGACCCUAUCCACUUCAGUAGCUCUAAUGGGCCAUUGGUAACGGAGUGUCCUUCCCUGGAAAACACUACUGAAAAUGGCAAGAAGAGGAAAAGAACCAGUCUGCCUCCAGUUGCAAACCAUAACAUGACCGUGGCUUCUAACUCCAUGACAAUGCCUAUGUCAGACCCCAGCGCCUGGGCAACAGCCAUGAGCAACCUGGGAAUGCCUCCGAUAAGCAUGACUGGACAGCAGCCCAUGCCAGAUUUUGACCCCAGUCUCGGGCUGAUGAGUGGCAUUACCCCCCUAAAUCCCAUGAUGCCCAGCCUGGGCAUGGCGCCCCUGCCCCUCUCCCAGGAUGCAACAGUUGUCAGGGAGAUCAUUCACUGCAAGAGCUGCACGCUGUUUCCUCCCAACCCCAACCUUCCGCCUCCGGCAACAAGGGAACGCCCUCCUGGGUGUAAGACGGUAUUUGUCGGUGGUUUGCCUGAGAACGCAACUGAGCAGCUCAUCGUGGAGGUCUUUGGACAGUGUGGGGAUAUUGCUGCUAUCAGAAGGAGCAAGAAAAACUUCUGCCAUAUCCGAUUUGCUGAAGAGUUUACUGUGGACAAGGCUCUCCUCCUCUCUGGUUACCGUAUUCGUUUGGGCUCCAGCACAGACAAAAAAGACUCCGGCCGUCUCCACGUGGACUUUGCCCAGGCCAGAGACGACCUCUAUGAGUGGGAGUGUCGCCAGCGCAUGUUGGCCAGAGAGGAGAGGCACCGGCGCAAGGUAGAGGAGGAUCGCCUCCGGCCGCCCUCCCCUCCUCCCAUCGUCCACUACUCAGAGCACGAGUGCAGCCAGCUGGGAGACAAGAUCAAAGAUGACAAUAAGUUUCCUGAAGCAGUGCGUGUGCUCUCGACAUGGCUGGAACGAGGUGAAGUCAACCGCAGGAACGCCAACAACUUCUACUCCAUGAUCCAGUCAUCCAACAGCCACAUCCGCCGGCUGAUGAGCGAGAAGCGUCAGCAUGAGAAGGAGGUGGAGGAGGCCAAAGACAAGUUCAAGACCGCAAUGGCCACCAUAUUGACUCAAUUUGAAAAGAUUGUGUCUGUAUUCCACGCUGCUUCCAAACAAAAGGCAUGGGACCAUUUCUCCAAAGCUCAGCGGAAGAACCUGGACAUGUGGCGCACGCAGGUUGAGAAGAUUAGAAACAUGCACAACGAGCAGCUGAUAGGCAUCAGGGGAGAAGAGGAGAUGGAGAUGUCUGACGAUGACAUGGAGGAUUCCACCGGUACCAACAGCAAAGACUUUGAGGACUCAGGUGUUUCCCAAGCAGAAGCCUUGAAGGAGGAGAACGACUCUCUGCGCUGCCAGCUGGACGCCUACAGGAACGAGGUGGAGCUGCUAAAACAGGAACAAGGCAAGAACCAACCAAUCAGCAGUGAGGAGGACAACACACACUCUCAGCAGCUCAGCUUCCUGCAGCAGGCUCUGCAAGGCAUGCAGAAGCAACUGCUGAGAAUGAAGGAUGAGUUGAAGGAGCGAGAGGCAGAGCUUGAGAAGAGUAUAGAGGAAAAACACCAGCUGAAGAACCAAAUCCAUGACCUCAAGUCAGGACUGCACAACCUGAAGACCACACACACACUACAGCUGGAGACGUUAAAGGAAGAUGACAGAGGGAGCGAACAGAGUGCUAAUCAAGUCAGUGAUGUAACCGCAUCAUCAGUGGUGUCCUGCAGUCAGGACAAGGAAGGUCUUCCAGAGAAGAAUCGUCCCAGUCCUGUACAAUCCGAGAGGGAUGCACUGCUAAUCGGGAUCAUUUCAACCUUCCUGCACGUCCACCCGUUUGGAGCCAGCAUCGAGUAUAUCUGUUCCUACCUGCAGCGUUUGGACACUAAGAUCAACACCAGUGAGGUGGAGGCUCUUCUUUCUCGGCUGCCCUGCACCUUCAGACAGGAGCUGACUGGUGUCGGAGCCAGUUUGGAGAAACGCUGGAACUUCUGUGGCUUUCAGGGCAUCAAGAGCACGUAAGAUUCUGCUGGUGACACUUCUGGGACAUGGAAGAGAUGACAUAUAGACAAGGCAACACAGGUACAUGGAGGACACUCUAGAAAUGUGGAGGAAGCCCACAACUAAUGGAGACGCUGGACCCUGCCUGCACAGACAAGAGCACAAAUUAUACAGCACAGAUCUCAGAUCAGGAAGGGGUGUUCUGUGUAGGUGGCAGAAAGAUAAAUAAACAGUUUUUUGUGAUGGUGUUAUUAAUUGGCAGCAUCUCUAUGGCGACCAAGAGGUGGACGUAUCUCUAUGGUGACAGUUGCGUCAUGUCUCAGUCUCUCCUUUUUUUUUUUAUCGUGGGAUUCAACUAAAAGUCCCUCCAGAGAGCCAAUCUCAACAGAGUCGUGGGAAUGGUGGUAUUUUUUAUACUUGAGCCCACAGUUGACUCAUCGUACUGGCAGACCUGGACUAAAGGGCUACACAGGAAGGUCAUUAGGGUCUACUGUCAACCUCAAAACUCUCUGACUUCCUCUUUUGCCUCUUCUUGAUUUUGUACAAUCAUGUGAAAUAAAUUCUUAUAUUUCCCUCUA
Sander lucioperca (pikeperch) is the source of this 2857-nucleotide messenger RNA. Its product is annotated as ecto-NOX disulfide-thiol exchanger 2-like. The record is from RefSeq and is a predicted model, not a curated record. Gene Ontology annotation, biological process: ultradian rhythm. NCBI's taxonomy places the organism in Eukaryota, Metazoa, Chordata, Actinopteri, Perciformes, Percidae. The transcript has 16 exons. Gene Ontology annotation, cellular component: external side of plasma membrane; plasma membrane. Bases 189 to 2300 code for a protein of 703 amino acids. Gene Ontology annotation, molecular function: RNA binding; protein-disulfide reductase activity.